Pipistrellus nathusii (Nathusius's pipistrelle) is the source of this 2490-nucleotide messenger RNA. The record is from the annotation of a GenBank genome assembly. Lineage: Eukaryota; Metazoa; Chordata; Mammalia; Chiroptera; Vespertilionidae.
AUGGACCUGGCUUAUGUCUGCGAGUGGGAGAAGUGGCCCAAGAGCACCCACUGUCCGUCAGUGCCCCUGGCCUGCGCCUGGUCCUGCCGCAACCUCAUCGCUUUCACCACGGACCUUCGGAAUGACGACCAGGACCUGACCCGCCUGAUCCACAUUCUGGACACGGAGCACCCCUGGGACGUGCACUCCGUCAGCUCCGAGCACAGCGAGGCCAUCACCUGCCUUGAGUGGGACCAGUCAGGCUCCCGGCUCCUGUCAGCUGAUGCCAAUGGACAAAUCAAGUGUUGGAGCAUGGCGGACCACCUGGCCAACAGCUGGGAGAGCUCUAUGGGAAGCCUGGUGGAGGGGGACCCCAUCGUGGCCCUGUCUUGGCUGCACAAUGGUGUGAAGCUGGCCCUGCACGUAGAAAAGUCAGGUGCCUCCAGCUUCGGGGAGAAGUUCUCCAGGGUCAAGUUCUCACCGUCGCUCACCCUGUUCGGGGGCAAGCCCAUGGAGGGCUGGAUCGCAGUGACAGUCAGCGGCCUGGUCACCGUGUCCCUGCUGAAGCCCAGCGGGCAGGUGCUGACGUCGACGGAGAGCCUGUGCCGGCUGCGUGGCCGAGUGGCCCUGGCCGACAUUGCCUUCACGGGCGGCGGCAACAUCGUGGUGGCCACGGCGGAUGGCAGCAGCGCCUCCCCCGUGCAGUUCUACAAGGUGUGCGUGAGUGUGGUGAGCGAGAAGUGUCGCAUCGACACCGAGAUCCUGCCCUCGCUCUUCAUGCGCUGCACCACCGACCUCAACCGCAAGGACAAGCUCCCCGCCAUCACCCACCUCAAGUUCCUGGCCCGAGACAUGUCUGAGCAGGUGCUCCUGUGCGCGUCCAGCCAGACCAGCAGCAUCGUGGAGUGCUGGUCCCUGCGGAAGGAGGGGCUCCCCGUGAACAACAUCUUCCAGCAGAUCUCUCCUGUGGUUGGCGACAAGCAGCCCAUGAUUCUCAAAUGGCGGAUCCUGUCAGCCACCAACGACUUGGAUCGCGUGUCUGCCGUGGCACUGCCCAAGCUGCCCAUCUCGCUCACCAACACUGACCUGAAGGUGGCCAGCGACACGCAGUUCUACCCUGGCCUUGGUCUGGCCCUGGCCUUCCAUGACGGUAGCGUCCACAUCGUGCACCGGCUGUCGCUGCAGACCAUGGCCAUCUUCUACAGCUCCACCGCCCCGCGCUCCAUGGAUGAGCCAGCUAUCAAGCGCCCGCGGACCACGGGCCCCACCGUCCACUUCAAGGCCAUGCAGCUGUCCUGGACCUCCCUGGCCCUCGUGGGCAUUGAUAACCACGGGAAGCUGAGCAUGCUGCGCAUCUCGCCCUCCAUGGGCCACACGCUGGACGUGAACCUGGCCCUGCGACACUUGCUUUUCCUGCUGGAGUACUGCAUGGUGACCGGCUACGACUGGUGGGACAUCCUGCUGCACGUGCAGCCCACCAUGGUGCAGAGCCUGGUGGAGCGGCUGCACGAGGAGUACACGCGCCAGAAAGCUGCCCUCCAGCAGGUCCUCUCCACCCGGAUUCUGGCCAUGAAGGCUUCGCUCUGCAAGCUCUCGCCCUGCACCGUGACCCUGGUGUGUGACUACCACGCCAAGCUCUUCCUCAUCGCCAUCAGCUCCACUCUCAAGUCCCUGCUGCGCCCACACAUCCUCAACACCCCCGACAAAAGCCCCGGCGACCGGCUGACGGAGAUCUGCACCAAGAUCACAGACGUCGAUAUCGACAAGGUCAUGAUCAACCUCAAAACAGAGGAGUUUGUCCUGGACAUGAACACGCUUCAGGCGCUGCAGCAGCUCCUGCAGUGGGUGGGCGACUUCGUGCUCUACCUGCUGGCCAGCCUGCCCAACCAGGGCGCCCCGCUGCGGCCGGGACACAGCUUCCUGCGGGACGGCACCUCGCUCGGCAUGCUGCGGGAGCUGAUGGUCGUCAUCCGCAUCUGGGGCCUGCUGAAGCCCAGCUGCCUGCCCGUGUACACCGCCACCUCCGACACGCAGGACAGCAUGUCCCUGCUCUUCCGCCUGCUCACCAAGCUCUGGAUUUGCUGCCGUGAUGAGGGCCCCACAAGUGAGCCAGACGAGACACUCGUUGAUGAGUGCUGCCUGCUGCCCAGCCAGCUGCUCAUUCCCAGCUUGGACUGGCUGCCCGUCAGUGACGGCCUGGUCAGCCGCCUGCAGCCCAAGCAGCCCCUGCGCCUGCACUUCGGCAAGGCCCCCGUUCUCCCCAGCAGCGCCACCACCUUGCAGCUGGACGGCCUCAUCAGGGCAUCGGGCCAGCCCAAGAUCGACCACCUGCGGAGGCUGCACCUGGGAGCCCACCCCACGGAGGAGUGCAAGGCCUGUACGAGGUGUGGCUGUGUCACCAUGCUCAAGUCGCCCAACAAGACAACAGCCGUCAAACAGUGGGAACAGCGCUGGAUCAAGAACUGCCUGUGUGGGGGGCUCUGGCGGCGGAUGCCCCUCAACUGCCCUUGA